AUGCCAGGAUUGCUAACGAAUCACAACAGGGACGACCUACGGGCUUCCCAACACCUCCUCACACAGCUGGAGGGCGCCUCGCCGCCAGACCCCGAGGUGUCGACGGCGCUCAACCUGCUCAAGAUCGACCUCCUGAUGCGCCAGGGCGACUACGACGACGCCCUGUCGACCGUCGACCAGGUCGCGCAGUCCAUGCACCAGGACAGCUUCGACAUAGCCACCCAGAUCAGCCUCCUUAUCGCCAAGGCCCGCAUCUUCGACAAGACAGGCCAGCCCGAGCGAGGCUUCUCGCUGGCCAUGCGCGCCGCCAAAAUCGCCCACCGCUCGCGACUGCUGCACAGCCUAUGGGACGCCGUCGCCGCGCUGUGCGUCAUCCUGAUGAGCUUCCGCGAGUUCUCAGCCGCACUCGACCUGCUGGAGAGCGUGAUGCCGCAGGUCCUGGAGUGCGAAGACCGUGCGCUCGCAGGACGGAUGUAUGCCUGUCUGGCCGACGCGAGCAUGGGGCUGGCGGGCGAGAGUAGCAGUCGCAGGGACUCCGGCCGCAAGAAGGAGUUUCUCGCCCGCGCCCUCGAGUUUAUCGACUGCGCCUUUGCCGAGUUCUCGUCCAUCGAGGAGGUCAGGGGCCAGUGUGAGAUGAUGGGCAAGAAGGCAACCAUCAUGCACCUGCAGGGCGACCUGGUCCUCGCCAACGACUUUGCAGCCAAGUAUCUCGACCUCAAGCGCCAGGCCAUCUCCGAGCGGUUGUAA
Messenger RNA from Trichophyton benhamiae CBS 112371, 747 nucleotides. RefSeq lists its product as uncharacterized. The transcript has a single exon. Gene Ontology annotation, cellular component: anaphase-promoting complex. Gene Ontology annotation, molecular function: protein binding. NCBI's taxonomy places the organism in Eukaryota, Fungi, Ascomycota, Eurotiomycetes, Onygenales, Arthrodermataceae. Bases 1 to 747 code for a protein of 248 amino acids. Gene Ontology annotation, biological process: positive regulation of mitotic metaphase/anaphase transition; anaphase-promoting complex-dependent catabolic process; protein K11-linked ubiquitination. The record is from RefSeq and is a predicted model, not a curated record.